ACCAAAGCCCCGCCCCUUACUUAAAAUACGCCACACAAAACUCCAGGAAACUCGACUAAAACGUCAAAUUCGUAAUUAUAUAUCACAUAAUUAAAAUAUAUAUAUAAAUAUUAAAAUUAAUUUAAAUAUAUUUUAAUUGAUAAGCAUUUUAUACAGAAUUGUGAGGUUAUUCGUGAUCUGGUGUAUUCACUGGCAUGAACUAAGAUAGCAUAUACCUUAGUUGUGUAAAAGCUUACAUUAAAAAUAAAAAUAAAUGUUGGUUUGAGAAUCAAUAUGUGGCACAUCAAAUAUAUGUUGGUUGAGCGCCACAAAUCAGCAAAUUGAAGCUAAAAAAUAAGCGAGGACAACUAAAGCUGAUGCUAAUGCUAAAGCUAACUGUAACAACUAAAGCUAAUGCUAAUGUUAAAGCUAACUAACUGAAAUGGCGUUCAAUAUUUCACCAAAUUUAGACAGUCUUCUCUGCCAGUUGGUUGUUGAAUUUCGUGAGCUUUCUGCGAAGAAGAAACAAAUCGACCAACAAAUUGAAGUUUAUAGAGCUGACAUUGCAGAAAGGAGGACUUAUAUUGAAAAAACGCGCAGAAAUAUAGAUGAAGUGGGUGAGGAAAUUGGAUUGAAACGGAACACUCUGAAACACAACAGGGAAGUUGCAAAAAGCAUGAAGGCGACUCAGGGCUUGCUGCUUCAGUAUGAGCGGACUCUGAGAGCAGAACUGGAGAGCAUUAAAGUCAAUUACAACAAUGACAAGGACGUGUACGCAGACAAAAUUGUAAGCUACAGGCAGCUGUUUCAGGCUCAUAAAAAGCCAUUUGCCCAAAAGCUGCAGGCUUACAAUGAUGACAUGGAAGGAGGCCAUCACCUAGAGACUGUUGCCCAGUCAUCUUCUUCAGAGCAAUCAGCUGACAGUGACCCUCAGCAGCUGCACACCAACGACCCAGCCAUAGAAACGCAGCCUUCAUUUCUGGAAGAUUCUAUUACUGCCAUCACUUCUGUCAUUCUCGACGAGAAAAAGAGAUGGCAGAGUGGUCCAGAAGCUGCAGCAGAUGGGACUACUGAAGACAUGGGUGCAGAAAGUGAAGUUCAGAAAUGCAGUGCUGAUAAAACAAGAGGCAAUAAGCAAAGUGUGAAGUUAAAUCCACAAACAGAGAAGCAACAUGAGAUGCACAGUGAGGAAGAAGAGGACCAAGAAAUUGUGGCAGCAACAGUAUCAGAGAUAGAGGAGGCAGCAGAGGAAGACAUGGAAGAAAGAGCAGCAGAGCAAGAGCAAACACUGUGCCACGUGAAUAAUGAAGAGCAAGUCACUCUUCCUCCAUUACCGUGUGAGGUUGCUCACCCUCAGUCUUCCUCUACUCCAAACGACAGUGUGCCUGUAACUCCGUCAUUCCACUUUAAGUUUAGCCCAGCUUGUUCCCCAAUUCAGGAAACGUCCGACAACAACAAAUCUCCAGCUUUCACGUUCUCUCUGACCUCAAAUCCCUGCACCCCAGGCUUCUCCGGUUUUGGGUUUGAUGUGGUCUCCUCUAACGAUGAGGUGAGAGGGGCGGAAAAAACAGUCUGA
Molecule: messenger RNA, 1555 nt
Organism: Nerophis lumbriciformis (worm pipefish)
Lineage: Eukaryota; Metazoa; Chordata; Actinopteri; Syngnathiformes; Syngnathidae
Biological process (GO): homologous chromosome pairing at meiosis; meiotic DNA double-strand break processing involved in reciprocal meiotic recombination; oogenesis
Cellular component (GO): central element
Source: RefSeq, a predicted model, not a curated record